AUGAUUGCCCCAAAUUUACUUAGAAUCAUAGUGAUUGGUGCAGGUUUAAUCGGCCCUCGACAUGCAUCGCAUGUAACUCAAAAUCAACAGACAGAAUUGUUUGCAAUAAUAGAUCCCAACCCUGCAGUGGCAGAACUAGCCGAGUCGUUGAAAACUUUGUACUUUCCAAGCAUACAGUCAUGUAUUGAUCAUUGUGUGUCCAACUCGAUCCCGUACCCUGAUGGUGCUAUCGUCUGUACCCCCAACCAUACCCAUACCAGAAUAUCCAUGGAACUAGCCAGUCAUGGUAUACACUUGUUGAUUGAAAAGCCUGUAUCGACUAUUCCCGAAGACGCCAAAGCACUAAAGGAAUAUUGUCAAGAAAAGAAUGUUAAAGUUUUAGUUGGACAUCAUAGAAGAUUCAAUCCGUAUAUCAUUGGCACCAAGGAAAACUUACACAAAGUUGGUCAAAUUGUUGCAAUCCAGGGUAGCUGGUGCUUGCGUAAACCACAAGAAUAUUUUAAUAUGUCACCUUGGAGAAAAGAUACCAAAACCGGUGGUGGUGUAUUGUUGAUUAAUUUAAUCCACGAUUUGGACUUGUUACAGUAUAUGUUUGGUCGAAUCCACAGAAUCUAUGCUGAACUAUUACCACAGCAGAGAGGCCAUUCCACCGAUGAAGGUGCAGCCUUAACCAUUAAAUUUGAUAAUGGAAUUACAGGUACAUUUAUCUGCUCCGACAACGUUGUUUCACCAUUUAACUUUGAAAAUGGUACUGGAGAAAAUCCAACAAUCCCAAAGCACAAAGAACUUGCUGGUGUGUAUCGUAUAUUUGGAUCCAAUGGUACUCUUUCUGUGCCUGACAUGACACUAUUCCACCAAGAAGAUUCGUCAUGGACAAACCCAAUCCAUGAAUCAGAGCUCAAUCUCGAUGCCGAAAAGUUACCAUUUGAUUCACAACUAGACCACUUUGUUGAUUUGAUUCGUGGCAAUGUCGAUGAGCCAUUCUGUACUAUUGAUGAUGGUAUAUCUGCUUUAUUGUGUAUUGAUGCGGUUAUGAAAUCCAUAGAAACAGGUAUGCCGGUGGUUGUUCAAGAUGUCAAAAAAAUACAUUCGUCAAAGUAG
This is a messenger RNA of Candida tropicalis MYA-3404, 1101 nucleotides long. RefSeq lists its product as uncharacterized. Lineage: Eukaryota; Fungi; Ascomycota; Pichiomycetes; Serinales; Debaryomycetaceae. Bases 1 to 1101 code for a protein of 366 amino acids. Gene Ontology annotation, molecular function: nucleotide binding. The transcript has a single exon. The record is from RefSeq and is a predicted model, not a curated record.